This is a messenger RNA of Calypte anna (Anna's hummingbird), 588 nucleotides long. Its product is annotated as TATA-binding protein-associated factor 2N-like. The annotation marks the transcript as partial. The record is from RefSeq and is a predicted model, not a curated record. Gene Ontology annotation, biological process: regulation of DNA-templated transcription. NCBI's taxonomy places the organism in Eukaryota, Metazoa, Chordata, Aves, Apodiformes, Trochilidae. Gene Ontology annotation, molecular function: transcription coregulator activity; RNA binding. The transcript has 4 exons. Gene Ontology annotation, cellular component: nucleus.
UGGGUUUGUCCUAACCCGGCCUGUGGUAAUAUGAACUUCGCUCGCAGGAAUUCCUGCAACCAGUGUGGUGAGCCCAGACCAGAAGAUUCACGUCCAUCAGGAGACUUCCGUGGGAGAGGUGGCUAUGGAGGAGAAAGAGGCUACCGAGGCCGUGGUGGCAGAGGCGGCGAUCGGGGAGGUGGCUACGGUGGCAAAAUGGGAGGAAGAAACGAUUUCAGAAAUGAUCAACGCAACAGACCAUACUGAAGACCACUGUGAAUGUUUUGUUUGUUGUCUUGAUGAGUUUGAUAGUGAACUUGCCCGAGUUUUGCCUGCCGCUUCACCCAUGGCCUCUUUGGAUAGUGGAAUUGAGUGAAACUAGAUUUUUAUUUUGGUGGGAGGGACUGGGGCAGUUUGGGAGGAUUUUUUUUAAGCAAGACAUUGAAAUUUAAUCUUGAUUUCCACAUUCUUCUCUUUUCUUCCCCCCCUCCCUUUCCCCCAUACCUUUUCAACAGGCCCUACGAAGGAAAAGGAUAAACUGUAAAAUAUUGCCAAAAUAUGAAGUGUUUUGUAAUACAACAAUAAAUGCUGAUUGUUUUAUUUGUGAAA